AUGGCAAAGGAAUUGUGGAGACUGACGCUCCAUUACUUUGGCCACCUGAUGCGAAGAACUGACUCAUUGGGAAAGACCCUGACGCUGGGAAGAUUGAGGACGGAGGAGUACGGGGCGACAGAGGAUGAGAUGGCUGGCAUCACUGAUUCAAUGGACUGGAAUGUAACCUCCUUGACUGCAGGAGUUCGCUUCUUCCGAGAGGUAUCGACUCCCCAGAGGGCUUCCCAGCUGGCUCUAGUGGUAAAAAACCCACCUCCUGAUGCAGGCGACCUCAGAGACCUGGGUUCGAUCCCUGGGUCAGGAAGAUCCCCUGGAGGAGGGCAUUUCAGCCCACUCCAGUAUUCUGGCCUGAAGAAUCCCAUGGACAGAGGAGCUUGA
Rangifer tarandus platyrhynchus (Svalbard reindeer) is the source of this 378-nucleotide messenger RNA. NCBI's taxonomy places the organism in Eukaryota, Metazoa, Chordata, Mammalia, Artiodactyla, Cervidae. The record is from the annotation of a GenBank genome assembly.